This is a messenger RNA of Drosophila willistoni, 3645 nucleotides long. RefSeq names its product probable chitinase 10 (gene Cht7). The transcript has 8 exons. Gene Ontology annotation, biological process: chitin catabolic process; carbohydrate metabolic process. Lineage: Eukaryota; Metazoa; Arthropoda; Insecta; Diptera; Drosophilidae. The record is from RefSeq and is a predicted model, not a curated record. The coding region runs from base 1 to 3300 and encodes 1099 amino acids. Gene Ontology annotation, molecular function: hydrolase activity, hydrolyzing O-glycosyl compounds; chitin binding. Gene Ontology annotation, cellular component: extracellular region.
AUGCCGUUAAGUCCACCGCCGCCGAAGCCUCCGUUGACUAUGGCUCCAAGACCUCCACCACGCCGCCGCCGACGACGUUGUGCUCCGCUACCACCUUCCGAGCAGCAGCAGGAGCCGGAGCAGCAGCAACCACAGAUUUUGGAUCCAUAUCAAAGGCUGCGUAAAAAUCUAAAACGUGCUCAUGAUGGAUUACAGAAGCCAUUACCACCUCCGCCAAUUCCUGCUCCAUUGGUCUGGUUGCCUUCAUCUAAUGAGUUACCUCCACGAUUGCUGCGAAUUGCCUUUGUGAUAUGCCUGCUAAUUGUUUUACUCUCCCCAUCCACAGACAGUGCACAGACUAAGACACGCCGCCGUCUGCGACGCCCAACCUCAUCAUCAUCAUCUGCAUCGGUUAGCUCCAGCUCCAAGAAGGCAACCGAGGCUCCCGUGGCCGAAAAACGUAUCGAUCAGUUACCAGCAUCGACGAGCACAAGUGUUCGACGUACUCGCCUACGUUCAAAAUCGAAAUUCGGUGGCGGUGCAGCAGCUGCAGCUGGUGCUGGAGUCGCAGCUGCUGGCGGUGCAGCAUUGGUGGCUAGCGGAUCAUCGCUUAAAGGCAAAAAGACCAAAGUCGACGAUGGCACACCAAAGAUUGUGUGCUAUUAUACAAAUUGGUCGCAGUAUCGUGUCAAAAUUGGUAAAUUUGUGCCCGAGGAUAUACCUGCCGAUCUCUGUACACAUAUCAUUUUCGCCUUUGGCUGGCUGAAGAAGAACAAAUUGAGUUCAUACGAGUCCAACGAUGAGAAUAAAGACAAUGUACCCGGUCUAUACGAACGCAUGAUGAAUCUGCGUAAGGCCAAUCCUAAAUUGAAGAUUCUAUUGGCUUUGGGCGGUUGGUCCUUUGGCACACAGAAGUUCAAGGACAUGUCUGCCACACGUUAUACCCGUCAGACUUUCGUUUACUCGGCCAUACCGUUCUUGCGUAAACGUGGUUUCGAUGGUCUUGACAUGGAUUGGGAAUACCCCAAGGGCUCGGACGAUAAGAAGAACUUUGUUUUGCUGCUAAAAGAACUGCGCGAAGCCUUCGAAGCUGAGGCACAAGAACUGAAGAAGCCACGUUUGUUACUCUCAGCAGCUGUUCCUGUCGGUCCGGACAAUGUCCGCGGUGGUUACGAUGUGCCGGCCAUAGCUAGCUAUUUGGAUUUCAUUAAUCUGAUGGCUUACGAUUUCCAUGGCAAGUGGGAACGUGAAACUGGACACAAUGCACCAUUGUAUGCCCCCUCAACGGAUUCGGAAUGGCGCAAACAACUCUCUGUCGAUAAUGCUGCCAGUUUGUGGGUUAAACUGGGUGCCCCCAAGGAGAAAUUGGUGAUUGGUAUGCCCACCUAUGGCAGAUCCUUCACUCUGGCCAACACCGAGAAACAUGGACCCAAUGCUCCAGCCACUGGCGGAGGUCGUGAGGGUGUCUACACAAAGGAGAGCGGAUUCUUGGCAUAUUAUGAAAUUUGCGAAAUGCUCCAGAAUGGAGCCGUCUAUGUUUGGGAUGAGGAGAUGAAAGUCCCCUAUAUGGUCGAUGGGGAUCAAUGGGUUGGUUUCGAUGACGAACGCGCCAUUCGUAAUAAAAUGCAAUGGAUUAAAACGAAUGGUUUCGGCGGUGCAAUGGUCUGGACCAUCGAUAUGGAUGAUUUCAAGGGUGAGGUAUGCGGAGGCAAUGUGAAGUAUCCAUUGAUUGGAGCCAUGCGCGAAGAAUUGUUGGGUAUUUCACGUGGCAAGGAGGCCAAGGAUGUUAACUGGACAGCUGUGGCAUCAACAUUCGAAGAUAUCGAAGAGAAACCGGAACCCAUCAAGAUUUCCGUUGAUGAGAUACUCAACAAAGUGCGUAAACCUCAGGUGCUUAAGAAACAUCGCAUCAAGGGUGGAGCAAAUGCUGUUGAGCAAAAUUCUCGACCUGCUCAAGUGUUCUGCUAUUUGACUAGUUGGUCUGCCAAACGUCCAGGUGCUGGCAAAUUUGAGCCAGAAAACAUAAAUCCAAAACUCUGCACACACAUUGUCUAUGCAUUUGCCACGCUUCAGGAUUACAAGCUGACCGAGGCCACCGAUGAUGAUCCUGAGAACUAUGAGAGUGUGAUUGCUCUACGUGAAUCGAAUCCAGAUCUGCAAAUCCUGUUGGCCAUCGGGGGAUGGGCUUUCGGUUCGACACCCUUCAAAGAGCUGACCUCUAAUGUGUUCCGUAUGAAUCAGUUUGUCUACGAGGCUAUCGAUUUUCUGCGUGACUAUAAAUUUAAUGGUCUGGAUGUCGACUGGGAGUAUCCUCGCGGUGCCGAAGAUCGUCUGGCCUAUGUCAAUCUGCUGAAGGAGCUGCGUGUUGCAUUCGAGGGAGAGGCCAAAUCAUCUGGUUUGCCUCGUCUACUACUCACUGCUGCUGUGCCAGCCUCAUUUGAGGCAAUCGCCGCUGGUUAUGAUGUCCCAGAGAUCUCCAAGUAUUUGGACUUUAUCAAUGUGAUGACCUAUGAUUUCCAUGGUCAAUGGGAACGCACAGUGGGACACAAUUCACCGCUGUUUGCCUUGGAAUCGGCCACCGGAUAUCAGAAGAAGCUAACCGUCGACUACAGUGCUCGGGAAUGGGUGAAACAGGGUGCUCCCAAGGAGAAACUCUUGAUCGGCAUGCCAACCUAUGGACGUAGCUUUGAGCUGGUCAACGAUACACAAUUCGAUAUUGGAUCACCAUCAUCGGGUGGCGGAAAGGCUGGCAAGUUCACCAACGAGGCAGGCUUCCUCAGUUACUAUGAAGUGUGCUCAUUCCUGGCAGCGGAUAACACAACGCUCGUUUGGGACUCGGAGCAACAGGUGCCAUUUGCAUACCGUGGCAAUCAAUGGGUUGGCUUCGACGAUGAACGCUCUUUGAAAACAAAGACCGAAUGGUUGAAGGAGCAAGGUUUCGGUGGAAUUAUGGUUUGGUCCAUUGAUAUGGAUGAUUUCUCUGGCCGUUGUGGUAGUGGAAAGUAUCCAUUGCUUACUGCACUAAACGAUGAACUUAAGGACUAUAAGGUUACCUUAGAAUUCGAUGGACCCUACGAAUCGCACGGUCCACGUGGCGCUUAUACCACAAAAGAUCCUCAUGAGGUCACUUGUGCCGAGGAGGAUGGUCAUAUUAGCUAUCACAAAGAUUGGGCUGAUUGUACACAUUACUAUAUGUGCGAGGGAGAACGAAAGCAUCAUAUGCCAUGUCCCGCCAAUUUGGUGUUCAAUCCCCAAGAGAAUGUCUGCGAUUGGCCUGAAAAUGUUGAAGGUUGUCACACGCCCACAGAGGCACCUGCCUAAAUUAAUCAAUAAAACACUCCCCCCGCCGCCUACUCCCCUUUCCAUGCCUCUGUUCCCCACAAUUUCUCUGCGGGGAAAGCUGUCCUUCGAAUUGUUAAUACUUUUGAUAUGAUGAUGCCCUAGAUUUAGUUUUAAUACAACAACACAAGAAACACAAAAACUGCCACGAAACUAUUUUGCUCAGCCCUCUUACCCUUCCCCUUCCUACUAACUAGCUUCAAAAAAUACUCACAUGAAAGAAACAAAAGGAAUCUUUGCUACAUUUCGGCUGAUUUUUUUUAUAUUUUUUUGUCUACUACAUAAGUUUAACUAGUGUUGUAAGUAGUUUUUAUGUUUUAGUUAAAA